Fundulus heteroclitus (mummichog) is the source of this 1767-nucleotide messenger RNA. RefSeq names its product putative gustatory receptor clone PTE03. The coding region runs from base 664 to 1599 and encodes 311 amino acids. Gene Ontology annotation, molecular function: olfactory receptor activity; G protein-coupled receptor activity. The record is from RefSeq and is a predicted model, not a curated record. NCBI's taxonomy places the organism in Eukaryota, Metazoa, Chordata, Actinopteri, Cyprinodontiformes, Fundulidae. The transcript has a single exon. Gene Ontology annotation, biological process: G protein-coupled receptor signaling pathway. Gene Ontology annotation, cellular component: membrane.
UGCUGCUUGCCUCGCUGCUGUUGAGGGUCUUGCUUUAGUGCAUUAAGUCCAAAGCUACCAGCUGCUGUUAAUGACUGACUGAAUGUGACUGGAAUUGUUAUUUUGUCUCACCUCUCUCACAUUUGAAGCUUUUCUUCCAUGCUCCCAUAGCUUUUUAUUAAUGUUAUUUCUGGUUGAUCCUGAAUGUGUUUUCCCCUCAGGAGAAAAUCCUCCACAAACUCAUUAGCAGAGACUCAGAGGGUCUCUCUGUUCUGAUUUUCUGAUGUUUCCCUCUUAUUGUCUGAACUGUUUGGUUGUAAAGCAAAGUGUCUGUUUUUCCAUACAUGUAGAAGCAACUUCUAAAAAGGGUCAAAUCUGUUUCCUGGUUUGUUGAUGCCCAAAGAAAUAUUUCCAUUAUGAAUGCCUCGGCUCUUCUUGUAUGUUUGAUGUACAAUCUUUGUGGUCUGAAAUGUUUGAAGCUGAUCUAAAGGAAUGUUUUUAGGAAGAGUUUGACUUUAUUUCAGCUGUAUUUUCAGCAGAAAGACAUCACAUCAGUGUUCUCUCUUUGCAGAGCAAAUCUUUAUGUGUGCAGGCCACCAGCUACACUGGUUUGGAACCGCUCACACUUAUGUUUGGUCAGCAUCAGAGUUUCCAAGGCUCUGAAAUCUUUAGCAUUUCUUAGAUAUGAAUGAGAACGUCAACAUUGUGUUUGUGCUCCAGGGUCUGAACGACUCAGUGACGAACCGUCAGAUCUACUUUGUCUUCGCCCUGAUGUCCUACCUGGUCACCAUCUUGGUGAACCUGACCCUCAUCCUCACCGUGUGUCUGGAUAAAGCCCUCCACCAGCCGAUGUACAUCUUCAUGUGCAACCUGUGCUUCACUGGGUUCUGUGGAGCGUCCAGCUUCUACCUGAAGCUGCUCCUAGACCUUCUGGCAGACGCUCACCUCAUCACGUACACCGGCUGCUUGACGCAGAUGUUUUUCACUCAUAUUUACAUCCUCUGCCAGUUCACCAGUCUGACUGUCAUGGCGUACGACCGUUACCUGGCCAUCUGCCAGCCGCUGCGUUACUGGGCUCUGAUGACGGGUCAGAAGGUAGUGCUGCUGUUGCUUCUCACCUGGUGUCUGUCUCUGUUAGAAACAGCUGUAGGCAUUCUCCUGAUCGUCAGGCUAUCGUUCUGCAGCCACCGCAUGGCCAGGAUCUUCUGCACCAAUUGGGAGGUGGUCAAGCUGUCCUGCUCAGACACCACCACCAACAACUUCUACGGCAUUGUGAUUAUUAUCCUGCACAGUUUGCAGAUCAUAAUCAUUGUGGUCUCAUACGUGCACCUGGUUCGAAGUGCUACCCGUUCUCAGACCGACCGCAGGAAGUUUGUUCAGACAUGUUCUCCUCACCUCGCCUCGCUGCUCGUCCUCUCCUUCUCAGUGCUGUUUGACACUCUGUAUUCUCGUUAUGGUGGCAGCUCCAUGGCGGCGCUGCAGAACGUGCUGUCUGCAGAGUUCCUCGUGGUGCCGCCCAUCAUCAACCCCAUCAUCUACGGCAUGAACCUGCGUCACAUCAGGAUCCGGAUCCGCCUCUGGUUCACCACAGAGAACCCGCAGAGAAUGUUUUCAAAAUAACGUUGAGCCUGCGUUUGAUUAAACUUUAAAAUCCAGUAGAAAAAAUUAUGCAAUGUGUUUCCUGUGGUCAUGGUUCUGUUGUUUAAACCGAAAUAUGAGUGUUUAGAUCUCGAGUGUUUAUGUCUCCUCGAUACAUCUGUGCAUAUUAACUAGUCAGUAAGAAUAUAU